AUGUUUCGAAAUAAUAAAGGAAUUGGAAUUAAUACAAGAGCUAGAAAAGGUGCAUCUUCCAUUUCUGCUGAAAAAACGAAGCAAAUUAAUACGGAGAAUCGUGGAACAAGCCCUAUUGCAAAUAAUUCCACCUCAAUGCAAGAACAAGCUACAACAAGUCUUAUUACCAGUGAAAAAGCUCGAUGUAGGUUAAUUUAA
Diversispora eburnea is the source of this 198-nucleotide messenger RNA. The record is from the annotation of a GenBank genome assembly. Lineage: Eukaryota; Fungi; Glomeromycota; Glomeromycetes; Diversisporales; Diversisporaceae.